AAUAGAAUCACCCUUCCCAUUUUAAGAAAAGCCCCAAUAGAAUGUCUAAAACCUAUGGGAUUCACGUGUAAUAUGUAGCCCAUUUUGUAUGGAAUCAAAAUAUGCAAUUAACUAGAGCCCAUCUCAACAUUUGACAUAUCAAUUUUUUAGGUUACAAAUCGUUGCACAGAAACGCAGAAAUCCUCAUCAUCGACCCCCUUGUUCUCUCGGCCGUCCGGCGAGAAAUCGCCGUCACCGCCGCUGCGCCACACAUUCGACCGCCGCCGCCGCGUCUCCCUCCACUCUCGUUCUCCUUCUCGCCUAACACUCUCUCCCUCCGAUUUACAGAACGGUUAUUUUUGGUUAAGUUCCCGAAUAAAUAUCAGUAAGAUUAAUUUUCAAAAUUUUGGUCAAGUUGGCCAAGUCGAAGUAGUAACUUAGUAUGGAGCAGCGGUUGGCCAAUUCGUGGCGGAUGACCGUCAAUGAGAAGAAGUUCAUUCAAACAGCACUGCUCUCCGACCUCCGAACUGACGGUCGCGGUCCUUUUGAUUACCGAAACCUAACUAUCCAGUUUGGCAGUGAAGAUGGCUCAUCAGAAGUCCAGUUGGGCCAGACUCGCGUAAUGGGGUUUGUAACAUCACAGUUAGUGCAACCUUACCGCGAUCACCCUAAUGAAGGUACUCUUGCCAUAUUUACAGAGUUCUCUCCAAUGGCAGAUCCUUCAUUUGAAGUUGGUCGUCCUGGGGAAUCUGCUGUUGAAUUGGGACGGAUAGUUGAUCGUGGGUUAAGGGAAAGUAGGGCAGUCGACACAGAAUCACUUUGUGUUGUUGCGGGGAAAUGGGUGUGGUCCAUCCGUAUUGAUCUUCACAUUCUAGACAAUGGCGGGAAUCUUGUUGAUGCCGCAAAUAUUGCAGCCUUGGCUGCGCUGUUGACAUUCAGAAGGCCAGAGUGCACAUUGGGAGGAGAAGAUGGUCAGGCAGUUAUAAUACAUUCGCCAGAAGUCAGGGAACCCUUACCAUUGAUUGUACACCAUCUCCCUGUAGCAGUAACAUUUGCAUUUAUUGGCAACGAGAGCAGAGUGAUUAUUGACCCAUCGCACUUCGAAGAAGCUGUUAUGGGUGGAAAACUGACUGCUACUUUGAACACAAAUGGUGAUGUCUGUGCUAUUCAAAAAGCUGGAGGAGAAGGUGUGAUGCAAAGUGUUGUUAUGCAAUGCAUGCGGAUUGCGUCUGUGAAGGCUGCUGAUAUUACUGGAAAAAUUAAGAAAGCUGUCGAAUCAUAUAAAACAAGAAGAGAUUUGAAAAAAAUCAAAAGACACCCUGAUUCAGUUGAUAUUAGCAAUGUAUCGAAGGACAUGGAGAAGCCUAAACUGAAAAUAGAGAAAACAAGUGGCAGUCAAAGUGAUGACAUGGAAAUUGAGAGCCACUCAUCAAAGAAAGAUGAAAGCAGUUUGAGAGACAGCAAACAUAAAGCCAUCAUUGGUGGACCAUCUAGUUGGGAUCCAUACUCCAAGGUUGCUGAUGCUGAUGAAUUGAAAGCAAGUCUGGCUUCACGAGCUGUAGCAACACCAGAUCAGAAGAUGGAUGCAGUGCCACCUGAGCAGCAACAAUUGAAUGUAAUGGAUCUAUCCCUUAGAGACGCAGAUGCAUCACCUUCAUUAUCAGUGGCAGCUGCAGCUGGAGAAGAGAAAAACAAAGCCAAAACAUUAUUGGAUGCCGUGAAACCUAAGCAUAAGAGAAAGAAGAAGAAUUUAUCGAAUUCUGAUGGAAGUUAAACAGCGGGUUUCUUGAGCGUUUAUGUUUUUUCUCCUUCCCAUGCAUUCCUUCCGACUUGGUGGAUGGAGUUUUGAGAUCUUCUACCUAAGAUUGAAACUUUCAUGACAUCGUCGUGAAAAGGUUCUCCAUAUAUAUACAUUUAUGGUACCCUCUUUUCAUAGCCGGCACAUGUCUUAAGAUCACGUGUAAGAAUGCUUUCUGUGCCUCUGCAGGUGCAAUCUUUUGAGUUACUUUGAUGGUGAGGUUGUCGACUCGUAAUGCAUCCCAUGCUGUCUGGAAAUAGCAGUUUGGUUUUAUGAAGACUUUAGGUUUCAUGAACAGAUGCGGACUGCAACUAGAAACUGGUAUGUCAUCAUCCAGAAGUAAUUGGGAUAUUGGUUUCCUAGUUGUACGAAAUCUGGAAUUGGAAAAACUUUGCCUUGUGUUGUUAUUAUACGCAUAUGAGAAAACUUAAUAGUGAACUUGAUUUAGAAA
Messenger RNA from Salvia miltiorrhiza (redroot sage), 2228 nucleotides. RefSeq names its product exosome complex component RRP45A-like. Gene Ontology annotation, biological process: exonucleolytic trimming to generate mature 3'-end of 5.8S rRNA from tricistronic rRNA transcript (SSU-rRNA, 5.8S rRNA, LSU-rRNA); nuclear polyadenylation-dependent rRNA catabolic process; U4 snRNA 3'-end processing. Gene Ontology annotation, cellular component: nuclear exosome (RNase complex); cytoplasmic exosome (RNase complex). The coding region runs from base 422 to 1753 and encodes 443 amino acids. The record is from RefSeq and is a predicted model, not a curated record. The transcript has 9 exons. Lineage: Eukaryota; Viridiplantae; Streptophyta; Magnoliopsida; Lamiales; Lamiaceae.